UUAUUCCAAACCGUACCUUCAACCGAGGUCCAGGAUUGCAGGAGCGUACUUAGUCGAGUACUAAAUGUUCCUGAGUAUUCCGAUCGUGUAAGGGGUAAGGGUUUUGGUGUGACUCCGUCGUCAUUUUAUAAAAAAACAAAAACAAAAAAUCCUACCAACAAAGAGGUGAUGGAGACCUUGGCGGAGUUAAGGGCACAAGUACUCCAACUGCAAAACGAGAAUGCAAGGUAUAGAGAGGAAAGGUGCGCUUCCGAGGCAAAAGAUACUAGUGACCGAGCUAGUAUCAAUUAUCAACCGAAAUUUCCCGAGGGCAUUUCACCUUGUCAGCUGUAUCUAUCGUCACCAACUUAUCGCAUGGUUGGCAAGGGAAAAGUGCACAAUACUUCGGGUGAAUUACUUCACCAUAAUCCCCUCCCGGUGGGAUUUAUGAAAGUUUCGGUUGACCUUGUAUUAGAUACGGACGCCCUUCUCCCAUUACCCGACGUUGUUUCAGAGACAACGUUGAUGCGAGAUGCAGUCGGAUCCUUUGUUGGUUGGCCGUCAGAUCUAAUUUUCCCAGAUGCCGAGGUAUAUAUAUUCUAAAUGAUUAUGAAUAUUUAGUAUUCACAUUUCAAUUCAGCUACAAUUAUGAUAUUUAAUCAAUCCUUAUUACAUGGUAAUGUUAGACUCCUACAAGACCCACCCCUAAAGCUGGUAAAGGGAUUUCAAAACGCAUCGAGUCGGUUGCAUCUAAAAAAGAGGUACAAAUAUAUAUACCCAUUGAAUUAUAUACGCAACGAUUCUUUUGCAUCACAAAAAGUAAUGAUUUAUUUUAUAUGAAUUUUUAGGUUCCCGGUCGAAAGUUGAAAAGCGAUGGUAAGGAUAUUCCAACGAAGGAUAUUCCAACGAAGGAUAUUCCAACGAAGGAUAUUCCAACGACGGCCGGGACAAAAUCUCAAAUUAUGAUGCGUCUUGAGAAAAUGGUGGAAGAGUCCGAUAUUAUGGACGGGUCCAUUCGUAGUAUAGAUUUUAAUGAAGGUGUUUUCGGAAAAGCUCAUUUCGAAAUAAUUGGAAAGGAGG
This is a messenger RNA of Lathyrus oleraceus (garden pea), 1059 nucleotides long. RefSeq lists its product as uncharacterized. The transcript is spliced from 2 exons. Bases 169 to 582 code for a protein of 137 amino acids. The record is from RefSeq and is a predicted model, not a curated record. Lineage: Eukaryota; Viridiplantae; Streptophyta; Magnoliopsida; Fabales; Fabaceae.